Molecule: messenger RNA, 4426 nt
Organism: Microcebus murinus (gray mouse lemur)
Lineage: Eukaryota; Metazoa; Chordata; Mammalia; Primates; Cheirogaleidae
Gene: FBXW8
Product: F-box and WD repeat domain containing 8
Biological process (GO): protein ubiquitination; cilium assembly
Cellular component (GO): ciliary basal body; Cul7-RING ubiquitin ligase complex; centriole
Molecular function (GO): protein binding
Source: RefSeq, a predicted model, not a curated record
CGGCCGCGGCGGAAGCUUCCGGCGGAGGGACUGUCCCGUGGCACCUGGAGGUGCUGAGAGAACCUGGACCCCCGGAGCGGCGACGAUGGACGACCACAGCCUGGAGGAGUUCCGUCGGUGCUGGCAGGAGGAGCUGGCGCAGGCCCAGGCGCUGAGGAAGCGGCGACGGCCCGAGGCUGCCGAGCGGCGGGCGCGGAGGCCAGAGGUGGCUCCCGGGCGCGGCGAGCAGGCCUCAGGGUACCUGGCACUGGCUCAGGGCCUCCUGGAGGGCGCGGGGCGUCCCCCGGCGGCGCGGGCAACUCGGGCCGAGAGGCAGGACGCGGCGAGCCGCUCCCGCUCUCCUCCGGCUCGCGAGGGCGGCGCUGGGGGCGGAGAGCAGCUGGUGGACCAGCUCAUCCGCGACCUGAAUGAAAUGGAUGAUGUGCCCUUCUUUGAUAUCCAGCUGCCUUAUGAAUUGGCAAUCAAUAUAUUUCAGUAUCUGGACAGGAAAGAACUAGGAAGGUGUGCACAGGUGAGCAAGACAUGGAAGGUGAUUGCGGAAGAUGAAGUGCUGUGGUACAGGCUGUGCCAGCAGGAAGGGCACCUUCUAGAGAGCAGCAUCUCGGACUAUUCUUGUUGGAAGCUCAUCUUUCAAGAGUGCCGAGCCAAGGAACACAUGUUAAGAACCAACUGGAAGAACCGCAAAGGUGCCGUGAGUGAGCUGGAACACGUUCCUGACGCAGUGUUAUGUGACGUGCAUUCUCACGAUGGUGUUGUCAUUGCUGGAUAUACAUCAGGGGACGUGAGAGUGUGGGACACCCGCACCUGGGACUAUGUAGCCCCCUUCCUGGAAUCAGAGUAUGAGGAGGAUGAGUCUGGAAUGCAGCCAUAUGUCUCCUUUGUGAGGAUAAACAGCUCGCUGGCGGUGGCGGCUUAUGAGGAUGGAUUUCUUAAUAUUUGGGAUUUAAGGACUGGAAAGUAUCCUAUUCACCGUUUUGAGCACGAUGCAAGAAUACAGGCAAUAGCCCUCAGCCGGGACGAUGCAAUUGUUGCCACAGCUUCUGCUUUUGAUGUUGUGAUGUUAUAUACCAACGAGGAGGGACAUGGGCAAAUAACUGCAGAGUUUGAAGUUCAGAAACUGGUUGACUACCUUGAAAUAGUUCCCAAUACUGGAAGGUACCCCGUGGCAGUAGCCACUGCUGGAGAUCUGGUAUACCUGCUAAAAGCCGAAGACUCGGCCAGAACUCUUCACUAUGUCUACGGACAGCCUGUCACGUGUCUAGAUGUCUCAGCCACCCAGGUUGCUUUUGGUGUGAAGAGUCUGGGAUGGGUGUACGAAGGAAACAAGAUCCUGGUGUACAGCCUGGAAGCAGAACGCUGCCUCUCGAAGCUGGGUAAUUCUCUUGGUGACUUCACAUGUGUCAACCUCAGGGACAGCCCACCCAACCUCAUGGUCAGUGGCAACAUGGACAGGAGGGUGAGGAUCCAUGACCUCCGCACGGAUAAAAUCGCCCUGUCGCUCUCUGCCCACCAGCUUGGGGUCUCUGCUGUCCAGAUGGACGACUGGAAAAUCGUCAGUGGAGGCGAGGAAGGCCUGGUGUCCGUGUGGGAUUAUCGGAUGAACCAGAAGCUGUGGGAGGUGCAUUCCAGGCACCCUGUGCGUCACAUCUCGUUCAACAACCACAGCCUCAUCACAGCCAACGUGCCCUACGAGCGGGUGGUGCGAAACGCCGACCUGGACAACUUUGCGACUCACGAGAGGCACCGGGGGCUGAUCCACGCCUAUGAGUUUGCAGUAGACCAGCUGGCCUUCCAGAGCCCUCUUCCCAUGUGCCGUUCAUCCUCUGACACCAUGGCUGGCUACAACCACGACCUCGCGCUGGCUUUUUCCUAUGACCGUAUUUAGGGAGAAAGAUUUUUGUAAGUCUUUCUUAUAAAAUCAGCGGAGCUGCACCUGGGUGACAGCGUAGGCUCCUGCACCCCCUUCGCCAGUGCACUCCGCCUGUGAAAAGCUGGAGUCUCUCAAGGUUUAUUCCUCUCUCCUGUGGCUUUGAGUACCAAAUGCUGAUGACUCAAACCUAACCUCCUUCCCCAUGUGCCUCCCAUGGACACCCCUCCAGCCCACCCUGUGAUGCCCCCACAUCCUUUCAUACACUACAGCUGCAGGGCCCCUGCUCCAUCCCGGCUCUUUGACGCGCUAUCCUAGCAGGACUCUUUCUUCAUAGCUUUUACCAUGCUUUAGAAUUAUAUAUUUAUACAGUUACUGUUUCAUUAAUGACUAUUUUGUUUACUACUACAUUUACAGUAUGUGAUACAAAGUUCAUAUUUUCUAAGUAUCCAUUGACUAAGCAGCCAUCCUCCAUAGGGAAUGGAAGGUGAGCCUCCGCAGACAAUGAGGAACCCUGACCUGAAACCACUGAGAUAAAACAGGACUGUCCAGUUUGAUACCAUAGCUUCCAAUCCCAAAGUAUUAAAGCCAGUGCUACAGUACUCUUGAUUUAUGUCUUUCCUAAACAGAAGCAGCAUCCAGCUAAUAUGCCUUCGAAAUAGAACAACAGAGAGAAAAUCCACCCUCACAGAUUUGUAGGAUUUGCUAUCAUUAACAAGCUUGAUCCUAUAGGUGCCUUAGCGCAUGCACAAAGGCCACAAAAAACAGCUCAGAUGUGCCAAGACUGAUACUACACAGGCCAGAUUCACUGACCUAAGCCAGUAUAAUCAUAAAUCAACAAAAUAGUAAAACAUACACCUGGAAAUUCCAAACACUCUUGCCUAUGACCUCUCUAGACCAGGCUAAUAAUGAAAGGGCUGAAUACAAAACCCAGAAGGGACGGAGAAGAGCUGCGACUUUUUUAGUAGAAAAUAAAUGAACAAGCUUUCACCCCAGAAAGUUCAAAAAAGGUAGCAGCUAUCCUAAAGAAAGUAGAAGGAUUCAUUAAUAUCUGCUUUUAUUCUUAUUUAAUCAAAUAGAAAACCAACAAAUAGUUAAUAUGAAGCCAAAAGCAAUUUUUUAAAGAGAAAAUAUUCAACUCUUGGCUAAGCAAAAAGGCUCAAGGGGCGGUGAGGAACUGAACCAAGUGAAGUCCCUUCAGUGUAGGGGUCAGUUGCUCACAUUGAUGCAUGAGAAAAACAGCUUCUCUGUUGCACAUAGGUGCAUAUUAUUGAGGAGGCCUGGAACUUUCCAGUCACGAAGGUGGUUCAAAUUGCUUAAUUAAAUGUCCAUCUGCAACUACGUGGAAAAGUGGAGCCCAACUGGGAAGCGUCACCUCCCUGGGGCCCCAGAGGGCUCUCUGCCGCUUUUCCACCGUAUUGUAAGUGAAGGCAGCCUGCCCUUAGCAAACGCAGGCGUUUUACCUGCUCUUGUCUGUGUAAGGUUUCCAUUAAGCCUGCAUUUCCUUUCUCCCAGAGUCUGAGUGCAGCUGUGCCACUGCUCUGGGGAGAAGGGCAGUCCUCUCUAGAAGCAGUCUCUUUCUGUCUGAUUUUGCAGGUACGCACGCUCCCUCCCUACCUUUGCAGCAAUUUAGACCCAGAAAUUUUCACUAAACCUGCCAUCAUUCACUGCCAAGAGCUGGGCCAGGGUGCAAACAUCACAGGCUCAGUUUCCCCCCCCCCCCAGCCUGUUUAGAAUGUCCCUCCCAUUCAUGAAAACUGCCUGGGUUCUGUGAAGGAGAACGUAUUCUUCAGAAACACCAGCCUCAGACAGUGUUUGCUGCUGGAAACCCGAACAAAACGGGCAGAAGGUACAUACACCCUUUAAACCAACACCCAGCAAUAACAAAAUCCUUCGGCAGCUGUCGCCUCUGCUCACCCCCCUCACCUUUACCCCUUUGGCGUUCUGGGUUUUUAGUGGAUUUAUCAUCCACUUUUCUUUAGCUCUUCUGCUUCUCAAUCUCUUCCACUCGGCAUCUCCCCUAGAGACAGAAGAGACUCAAAUAUGCCGCGCAGGAGCCGGAGGGCCAACCCCCAGGGGCUCUUGCUUUCUACUCCGUGUGUUGAGUUUGCAUAUUAAAUGCUUUGAAUUUAUACAUUGCUCAAAUCAUUUUAACACGUGGGCAAGGUAUUACCUCCUCUCCCCCCAUUCCCCUGAAAUCUUACCUGCCAUCAUGGCCCUGUUUGUAGCUCACAGUUGAGUGGCAGGUCCCAGAACCUCCACUACAGGGGUCCGAGCCCAGGAUACAAGCAACCCGCAACAUUAUACCGUAACUCCUCGCUUAUCAUCAUCCUUGGGUUCCUGGAAACCGCAACUUGAAGUGAAACAAUGUAUAACUAAACCAGUUUUACCACAGGCAAACGGAUACAAACAAGAGUUAAGGUCCUGCGGCACAUUUCUGGUCACGAAAACAUCACCAAACUUUGGAAGUUUGAACCAAACAUUUCUAAUACUAAACACUGAAAUAAAUGUGAGCUAUACCUACAUUUAACAAAGAUUAAUAAAGUCAGUAUUUACCCA